GAUGGGGUCUUGCUGUGUCUCCCAGGCUGGAUUACAGUGGCAGGAUCAUGGCUUACUAACGUCUGGACCUCCUGGGCUCAAGCAACCCUCCUGUCUCAACCUCCCAAGUAGCUGGGAUUACAGCCUAGAACAUUCCAUAUUCUGCUUCACACGCGGUGACUCACUCACUACUGCUUUGUACCAGUGUGCCCACUUGAGUGCCUGUAAAGUACAAGCUCCAGAUCAAAAAAGCUUCUAGAUGGAUCCUUUCCAAACUUGGUGUCUUUUCUACAAACUCUGUGCCUCAACAACCAUUUCUAAGUGAUAAAAUGUUCUCUGAUCAAGUGGAAUGAAAAUAAAAAUCCCAUGAGCUGAAGCCAUUUAUUGUUAUCUUUGAUGGUUAACAUCUAAAUGCUUAAUUCCUGAAACCACUCAAGAGUCAUAGGAUUAGAUGAUCCAAGUUACCACCACGAAAUUACUGUCUCAAGUGAUACGCUUCAGUGACAGUCAGCAAAGUGAAUAAAUACUGUGCUUCUUCCAACUUUCAUUCCACUUGGGGAAAAAAAAAUAUCGUCAUGUCAAACAUUACGAUUGACCCAGAUGUCAAACCUGGUGAAUAUGUCAUCAAGAGCCUCUUUGCAGAAUUUGCUGUUCAAGCUGAAAAGAAAAUUGAAGUUGUAAUGGCCGAACCCUUGGAGAAGCUAUUGUCCAGAUCUCUUCAGAGGGGUGAAGAUCUUCAGUUUGAUCAGUUGAUAAGCUCUAUGAGCUCAGUAGCAGAGCACUGUCUCCCUUCCUUACUUCGCACCUUGUUUGACUGGUACAGACGCCAAAAUGGAACGGAAGAUGAAUCUUAUGAAUAUAGGCCUCGGUCUAGCACAAAGUCUAAGGGGGAUGAACAGCAACGUGAAAGAGAUUAUCUUCUUGAAAGGAGGGACUUAGCAGUAGACUUCAUUUUUUGUUUAGUUUUAGUUGAAGUUCUAAAGCAGAUUCCUGUUCAUCCUGUACCUGAUCCCUUAGUUCAUGAAGUUCUAAACUUAGCUUUUAAGCACUUUAAACAUAAGGAAGGAUAUUCAGGAACCAACACUGGGAAUGUGCAUAUUAUUGCUGAUUUAUAUGCAGAGGUGAUAGGGGUUCUUGCCCAAUCAAAGUUUCAGGCUGUAAGGAAGAAGUUUGUGACAGAAUUAAAAGAACUGCGACAAAAGGAACAAAGCCCACAUGUGGUACAAAGUGUCAUCAGCUUAAUAAUGGGAAUGAAAUUUUUUCGAGUAAAAAUGUAUCCUGUAGAAGAUUUUGAAGCAUCAUUUCAAUUUAUGCAGGAAUGUGCUCAGUAUUUCUUAGAAGUGAAAGAUAAAGAUAUAAAACAUGCACUUGCUGGUUUAUUUGUGGAGAUUCUUAUCCCUGUGGCUGCUGCUGUUAAAAAUGAAGUGAAUGUUCCCUGUUUGAAAAAUUUUGUGGAGAUGCUUUAUCAGACUACUUUUGAACUGAGCUCGAGAAAGAAGCAUUCAUUGGCUUUAUAUCCACUAAUUACCUGCCUUUUAUGUGUCAGUCAGAAACAAUUUUUUUUAAAUAACUGGCAUAUUUUCCUACAGAACUGUUUGUCACAUUUAAAGAUGCCAUCUAACAACAGUAUCAGAAAACAAAUAGAAACACUCCAGAAUAAAGAUCCAAAAAUGUCUCGAGUUGCACUGGAGUCUUUGUAUAGAUUAUUGUGGGUUUAUGUAAUUAGAAUAAAAUGUGAAAGCAACACUGUAACUCAAAGUCGUCUUAUGAGCAUAGUGUCAGCACUUUUUCCAAAAGGCUCACGAAGUGUGGUUCCUCGUGACACACCUCUCAAUAUAUUUGUGAAGAUUAUUCAGUUCAUUGCUCAGGAACGCUUGGAUUUUGCAAUGAAAGAAAUAAUAUUUGAUCUUCUCAGUGUUGGAAAAUCUACUAAAACUUUCACCAUUAAUCCAGAGAGAAUGAACAUAGGCCUCAGAGUCUUCCUUGUAAUAGCAGACAGUUUGCAGCAGAAAGAUGGUGAACCACCCAUGCCAACAACAGGAGUUAUUCUUCCCUCAGGAAAUACUCUUCGUGUAAAGAAAAUAUUUCUCAAUAAAACCUUGACAGAUGAAGAAGCAAAAGUCAUAGGAAUGUCACUUUACUAUCCUCAAGUAAGAAAAGCAUUAGAUAGCAUCCUCAGACAUUUGGACAAAGAAGUUGGGAGACCAAUGUGUAUGACCAGUGUGCAGAUGUCUAAUAAGGAGCCUGAAGACAUGAUUACGGGGGAAAGAAAACCCAAGAUUGAUUUGUUUAGAACUUGUAUUGCUGCGAUUCCAAGGUUGAUUCCUGACGGUAUGAGUAGAACUGACCUGAUUGAAUUGUUAGCAAGGCUCACAAUUCAUAUGGAUGAAGAACUGCGUGCUCUGGCUUUCAAUACUCUGCAGGCACUAAUGCUUGAUUUUCCAGAUUGGCGGGAGGAUGUUCUUUCAGGAUUUGUUUAUUUUAUUGUUCGUGAAGUGACUGAUGUCCAUCCCACGCUUCUUGAUAAUGCCGUAAAGAUGUUGGUACAAUUAAUAAAUCAGUGGAAACAAGCAGCCCAAAUGCAUAAUAAAAACCAGGACACUCAGCAUGGUGUAGCUAAUGGAGCUUCUCAUCCCCCUCCUCUGGAAAGGAGCCCAUAUUCCAACGUAUUCCAUGUGGUUGAAGGCUUUGCGCUUGUCAUUCUCUGUAGCAGUCGACCUGCCACUAGGAGGCUAGCCGUCAGUGUCCUUAGAGAAAUACGGGCUUUAUUUGCACUUUUGGAAAUACCUAAGGGUGAUGAUGAAUUAGCCAUAGAUGUGAUGGACAGGCUAAGCCCAUCCAUUCUUGAGAGCUUCAUACAUCUCACUGGGGCUGAUCAGACUACUUUGCUCUAUUGCCCUAGCUCGAUAGAUUUACAAACAUUAGCAGAAUGGAACUCUUCUCCUAUUAGCCACCAGUUUGAUGUGAUUAGUCCAUCACACAUAUGGAUAUUUGCACAUGUGACCCAAGGCCAAGACCCAUGGAUUAUAAGUCUCUCCAGUUUUUUAAAGCAAGAAAAUCUUCCUAAACACUGCUCUACAGCUGUGAGCUAUGCUUGGAUGUUUGCAUACACAAGACUUCAGUUGUUGUCCCCUCAGGUCGAUAUAAAUAGCCCCAUCAAUGCUAAGAAAGUAAAUACCACCACAAGCAGUGACUCAUACAUUGGCCUGUGGAGAAACUAUCUGAUCCUUUGCUGCAGUGCAGCAACAUCGUCAUCUUCCACAUCUGCAGGUUCUGUGAGAUGUUCUCCUCCUGAGACGCUGGCGUCUACCCCAGAUAGCGGCUAUAGCAUUGAUUCUAAAAUUAUUGGCAUCCCAUCCCCUUCAUCCUUGUUUAAGCACAUAGUUCCAAUGAUGCGCUCUGAGAGCAUGGAAAUCACAGAAUCCCUUGUUCUAGGUCUUGGCAGGACCAACCCAGGAGCUUUUAGGGAACUAAUAGAGGAAUUACAUCCCAUAAUUAAAGAAGCACUCGAAAGAAGGCCAGAGAAUAUGAAACGGCGCAGGCGUCGAGACAUUUUACGAGUACAACUGGUACGAAUAUUUGAACUGCUGGCAGAUGCUGGUGUCAUUAGUCACAGUGCAAGUGGUGGCCUUGAUAAUGAAACACAUUUUCUCAACAACACUUUAUUGGAGUAUGUAGAUUUAACUAGACAACUCCUGGAAGCAGAAAAUGAAAAAGACUCUGACACACUGAAGGAUAUACGAUGCCAUUUUAGUGCCUUAGUGGCGAAUAUUAUUCAGAAUGUUCCAGUGCACCAGAGAAGAAGUAUUUUUCCUCAACAGAGCCUUCGUCACAGUCUAUUUAUGCUGUUCAGUCACUGGGCAGGUCCUUUUAGCAUCAUGUUUACGCCCUUGGACAGAUACAGUGAUAGAAAUAUGCAAAUUAAUAGACAUCAAUACUGUGCAUUAAAGGCUAUGUCUGCUGUACUAUGUUGUGGCCCUGUUGCAGAUAAUGUAGGACUUUCAUCAGAUGGCUAUUUGUACAAAUGGUUGGAUAACAUUUUGGAUUCUCUGGACAAAAAGGUUCACCAGCUGGGCUGUGAAGCAGUUACGUUGUUACUGGAGCUGAACCCUGAUCAGAGCAACCUGAUGUACUGGGCUGUGGACCGCUGCUACACGGGCUCCGGGAGGGUGGCGGCCGGCUGCUUUAAAGCCAUUGCUAAUGUUUUCCAGAACAGGGAUUAUCAGUGUGACACAGUGAUGCUUCUAAAUCUGAUACUGUUUAAAGCAGCUGAUUCUUCUAGAAGUAUCUAUGAAGUUGCUAUGCAACUUUUACAGAUUCUGGAACCGAAGAUGUUUCGCUAUGCUCACAAAUUGGAGGUUCAGAGAACAGAUGGAGUACUCAGCCAGCUGUCUCCUCUACCACAUCUCUAUUCUGUUUCAUAUUAUCAGUUGUCCGAGGAACUAGCAAGGGCGUAUCCUGAGCUAACUCUCGCCAUAUUCUCAGAGAUAAGCCAGAGAAUCCAGACAGCUCACCCUGCUGGGCGGCAGGUGAUGCUGCACUACCUGCUACCAUGGAUGAACAACAUCGAGCUGGUGGACUUAAAACCUCUCCCCACCGCAAGGCGACAUGAUGAAGAUGAAGAUGAUUCCUUAAAAGACCGAGAACUUAUGGUGACUAGUAGGCGCUGGUUACGGGGAGAAGGAUGGGGAUCUCCACAAGCCACUGCAAUGGUUUUGAACAAUCUGAUGUAUAUGACAGCAAAGUAUGGCGAUGAACUGGCCUGGUCGGAGGUGGAGAAUGUGUGGACCACACUUGCAGAUGGCUGGCCCAAAAACCUGAAAAUAAUUUUGCACUUUUUGAUCAGCAUUUGUGGGGUGAAUAGCGAACCAAGCCUCUUGCCUUACGUGAAGAAGGUCAUUGUAUAUUUAGGUAGAGAUAAAACAAUGCAGUUGCUAGAAGAGCUGGUGAGUGAGCUUCAGCUGACCGAUCCUGUCAGUUCAGGGGUCACUCACAUGGAUAAUCCCCCGUAUUAUCGCAUCACUUCCAGCUAUAAAAUCCCUUCUGUCACCUCAGGAACUACUUCCAGUAGCAAUACAAUGGUAGCUCCCACAGAUGGCAAUCCUGAUAAUAAGCCCAUUAAAGAGAAUAUUGAAGAGAGCUAUGUGCACCUGGACAUUUACAGUGGACUAAACAGUCAUUUGAAUCGGCAACAUCACAGACUAGAAUCCCGAUACAGUAGCAGCUCUGGAGGAUCUUAUGAAGAAGAAAAAAGUGAUUCAAUGCCACUUUAUUCUAAUUGGCGACUGAAAGUGAUGGAGCAUAACCAAGGAGAGCCACUGCCCUUCCCACCAGCUGGAGGCUGCUGGUCACCACUGGUGGAUUACGUGCCUGAAACGUCAUCACCUGGAUUACCUCUUCACAGGUGUAACAUAGCAGUGAUCCUUUUGACUGAUCUCAUCAUUGAUCAUAGUGUGAAGGUGGAAUGGGGAAGCUACCUCCAUCUUCUUCUUCAUGCAAUUUUUAUAGGGUUUGACCACUGCCACCCUGAGGUGUAUGAACAUUGUAAACGCCUGCUUCUGCACUUAUUAAUAGUAAUGGGACCCAAUAGUAACAUCCGAACUGUUGCUUCUGUCCUUCUCAGGAACAAGGAGUUUAAUGAGCCCAGGGUGCUUACAGUCAAACAAGUUGCACACUCAGAUUAUAAUUUCACAGCAGGCAUUAACGAUUUUAUACCUGAUUACCAGCCCUCCCCUAUGACUGACUCAGGGCUUAGCUCAAGUUCUACCUCUUCUAGUAUCAGCUUAGGAAAUAACAGUGCUGCCAUUUCACAUCUGCACACCACUAUCCUCAAUGAGGUUGACAUCUCAGUGGAGCAGGAUGGAAAAGUCAAAACCCUCAUGGAAUUCAUUACCUCAAGAAAAAGAGGGCCCCUUUGGAACCAUGAGGAUGUUUCUGCCAAGAAUCCUAGCAUAAAGAGUGCUGAACAGUUAACUACAUUUUUGAAACAUGUGGUUUCUGUUUUUAAGCAGUCAAGCUCAGAAGGAAUUCAUCUGGAACAUCAUCUUAGUGAAGUUGCUCUGCAAACAGCACUUUCGUGUUCUUCUCGACACUAUGCUGGGAGAUCCUUUCAGAUUUUCAGGGCCCUAAAGCAGCCUCUCACUGCAACUACACUUUCUGAUGUUCUCUCCAGACUUGUAGAAACUGUAGGGGAUCCAGGAGAAGAUGCACAGGGAUUUGUGAUUGAGCUGCUUCUCACAUUGGAAUCUGCAAUUGAUACUUUGGCGGAAACCAUGAAGCAUUAUGAUCUUCUUUCUGCCCUUUCUCAAACCUCAUAUCAUGAUCCUAUAAUGGGAAACAAGUAUGCAGCUAACAGGAAAAGCACUGGACAACUCAAUCUAAGCACAAGUCCCAUUAAUAGUAGCAGUUAUUUGGGAUAUAACAGUAAUGCAAGAAGUAACUCUUUGAGAUUAAGUUUGAUUGGUGACCGACGAGGUGACCGGCGGCGGAGUAACACACUGGAUAUAAUGGAUGGACGGAUAAACCAUAGCAGUAGUUUAGCAAGGACUAGAAGCCUUUCCUCUCUAAGAGAGAAAGGAAUGUAUGAUGUGCAGUCCACUACUGAGCCUACCAACUUGAUGGCCACCGUUUUUUGGAUAGCAGCAUCUUUAUUAGAAUCAGAUUAUGAAUAUGAAUACCUCCUGGCUCUCAGGCUUCUCAACAAACUGCUUAUCCAUUUGCCUUUGGAUAAAUCAGAGAGUCGAGAGAAGAUUGAAAAUGUACAAAGCAAAUUGAAAUGGACUAAUUUUCCAGGACUUCAACAGCUCUUCCUUAAGGGUUUUACCUCAGCAUCUACACAAGAAAUGACCGUGCACCUCCUCAGUAAACUCAUUUCUGUCUCCAAACAUACAUUGGUGGAUCCUUCCCAAUUGUCAGGCUUUCCUCUUAACAUCCUUUGCUUAUUGCCUCACUUAAUCCAGCAUUUUGACAGCCCAACUCAGUUUUGCAAAGAAACAGCUAGUCGAAUAGCAAAGGUUUGUGCAGAAGAAAAAUGCCCAACACUUGUCAAUCUGGCACACAUGAUGAGUUUGUACAGUACGCACACAUAUUCCAGAGACUGUUCUAACUGGAUCAAUGUCGUGUGCAGAUACCUGCAUGACUCCUUCUCAGAUACAACAUUUAAUCUUGUGACUUAUCUUGCAGAGCUAUUAGAAAAAGGAUUGUCCAGUAUGCAGCAAUCAUUACUACAGAUUAUUUAUAGUCUGUUGAGUCAUAUUGACCUGUCUGCAGCCCCAGCCAAGCAGUUUAAUCUGGAGAUCAUAAAGAUUAUUGGCAAAUAUGUACAGAGUCCUUACUGGAAGGAAGCCCUUAACAUAUUAAAGCUGGUUGUGUCACGCUCUGCGAGUCUUGUCGUACCCAGUGAUAUCCCCAAGACCUAUGGAGGAGAUACAGGUUCUCCUGAAAUAUCCUUCACUAAAAUUUUUAAUAAUGUUUCUAAGGAGUUGCCUGGGAAGACCUUAGAUUUUCACUUUGAUAUAUCUGAGACACCAAUUAUUGGAAACAAAUAUGGUGAUCAGCACAGUGCGGCUGGAAGAAAUGGGAAACCAAAAGUUAUUGCUGUCACUAGAAGUACUUCCUCAACUUCUUCUGGUUCUAAUUCUAAUGCCUUGGUUCCUGUUAGUUGGAAAAGGCCACAGUUAUCACAGCGAAGAACAAGAGAAAAGCUAAUGAAUGUGCUUUCUCUCUGUGGUCCAGAAUCUGGCCUCCCAAAGAACCCAUCAGUUGUAUUUUCUUCUAAUGAGGAUUUGGAAGUCGGUGACCAACAGACUAGCCUAAUUUCUACAACAGAAGACAUAAAUCAAGAGGAAGAAGUAGCUGUGGAAGAUAAUAGCAGUGAACAACAGUUUGGUGUUUUUAAGGAUUUUGACUUUUUAGAUGUUGAAUUGGAAGAUGCAGAGGGUGAAAGUAUGGACAAUUUCAACUGGGGAGUUCGCAGGCGCUCACUGGACAGUAUUGACAAAGGGGACACUCCAUCCCUCCAGGAGUACCAGUGCUCUAGUAGCACCCCCAGCCUGAACCUCACCAAUCAGGAGGAUACAGAUGAGUCCUCGGAAGAAGAAGCGGCACUUACAGCAAGCCAGAUACUCUCACGCACACAGAUGUUAAACAGUGAUUCUGCCACUGAUGAAACAAUACCAGACCAUCCUGACUUACUUCUCCAGUCUCAAGAUUCCACUGGCAGCAUCACAACAGAGGAAGUGCUUCAAAUCAGGGAUGAGACCCCAACUUUGGAGGCUUCUCUAGAUAAUGCUAACAGCCGGCUGCCUGAGGAUACAAGUUCAGUAUUAAAGGAGGAACAUGUUACAACCUUUGAAGAUGAAGGGUCCUAUAUAAUUCAAGAACAGCAGGAUUCUCUUGUGUGUCAAGGAAUUCUUGAUUUAGAAGAAACUGAAAUGCCAGAGCCUCUAGCUCCUGAAAGCUACCCCGAGUCAAUCUGUGAAGAAGAUGUUACCUUAGCUCUGAAAGAGCUAGAUGAAAGAUGUGAAGAAGAAGAAGCGGAUUUCUCCGGACUGUCUAGUCAAGAUGAAGAAGAGCAAGAUGGUUUUCCAGAAGUACAGACGUCGCCUCUGCCGUCACCAUUUCUUUCUGCCAUCAUAGCCGCCUUUCAGCCCGUGGCAUAUGAUGAUGAAGAGGAAGCCUGGCGCUGCCACGUCAAUCAGAUGCUGUCUGACACCGACGGGUCCUCUGCAGUGUUUACUUUUCAUGUGUUUUCUAGGCUGUUUCAGACAAUUCAAAGAAAGUUUGGAGAAAUAACUAAUGAGGCAGUCAGCUUUCUUGGUGAUAGUCUGCAACGCAUUGGUACCAAAUUUAAAAGUUCCUUGGAAGUGAUGAUGAUGUGUUCAGAAUGCCCAACAGUCUUUGUGGAUGCUGAAACACUGAUGUCAUGUGGUUUGCUGGAAACACUCAAGUUUGGUGUUUUGGAGUUGCAAGAACACCUGGAUACAUACAAUGUGAAAAGAGAAGCCGCUGAGCAGUGGCUAGAUGAUUGUAAGAGGACAUUUGGUGCCAAAGAAGACAUGUAUAGGAUAAACACAGAUGCACAACAAAUGGAAAUACUAGCAGAAUUGGAGCUCUGCCGAAGAUUAUACAAAUUGCAUUUUCAAUUGCUGCUUCUGUUCCAGGCCUACUGUAAACUUAUCAACCAAGUAAAUACAAUAAAAAAUGAAGCAGAGGUCAUCAACAUGUCAGAGGAACUUGCCCAGCUGGAAAGUAUCCUCAAAGAAGCUGAGUCUGCUUCCGAAAACCAAGAAAUUGACAUUUCCAAAGCUGCACAAACUACUAUAGAAACUGCCAUUCAUUCUUUAAUUGAAACUUUGAAAAAUAAGGAAUUUAUAUCAGCUGUAGCACAAGUCAAAGCUUUCAGAUCUCUCUGGCCCAGUGAUAUCUUUGGCAGUUGUGAAGAUGACCCUGUACAGACACUGUUACAUAUAUAUUUCCAUCAUCAGACACUGGGCCAGACAGGAAGCUUUGCAGUUAUAGGCUCUAACCUGGACAUGUCAGAAGCCAACUACAAACUGAUGGAACUUAAUCUGGAAAUAAGAGAGUCUCUACGCAUGGUGCAAUCAUACCAACUUCUAGCACAGGCCAAACCAAUGGGAAAUAUGGUGAGCACUGGAUUCUGAGACACUUCAGGCCUUUAGGAAAGAAACUAAACUGAAGAUGAUGAAGAAUAUUAACCAAGCACCUUUUAUGGACCCUUGCAUUCACUGAUAACUUUCUGGCAGCAUCUACUUUUUAGUGUAACUAAUGUCAAACUGUAUCAAAAACAAAGAUCUGAAAGAAAAAAACAUCUGAUAUUUUAACAGCUGCCAAUAUCUCCCAAAAUAACUGUAUGAAGAAGGAAUUUUUUAAUUACUUAACCUACGUGAAAAGAAAAGGGCUAAAAGUGAUGCCUACAAAUACAUUACUUUCUGGGGAAAGAAAAGAAUUCCAAGAAUGUUUGCAAUAAUGGCCUCCAAUACUGAAACAACCAAAAGCAGGUGAAAUGAGGCUGAAAUCAAGGCUGUUUCAUUUUAGCUGAAGACCUGCAAAGCUGCUUGGAUUUCUAGCAGUCGAAAACCUAACCUGCAAUUGAUGCUUAAUCAUCCAUCCACAUGAACAUGCAGUCAGCUAUACACAUCAAGACUCAUUUGCAAAAACCAUUGAUUUUUUCAGUAUGUGGGAUAAGGGUUUGGGUUUUUUUGUUUUUUGGUCUGUAUAAGGAAUUAUGUGUGUGUGAGUUGGGAUGUAUGGAUAUGUGAUAGUCAUAUUUUCAAGGUAUGGAUGUUUGGUGAUAACGUCUCAGAGCAUGCCUAAAAGAGCACUGCAAGAUUAUUUUUGAAGAAAUGUUAUUUUAUUAGAUCUAACUCUUCAUAGUAUGUAAAUGUUAGAACAUUUUAAUAAUAUUUUAAAACUGGGCUUUCCCAGUAUUUCAAAAAGAAAUAAUAUAUCUGUUAACGUUAUUGGAAUGCUGCUCAGUUCUCUGAUCAGUGCUUAUGUUACGAUUGUUGAUAACUAACCAAAGUAGAUGCCUGCAGAGACUUUAAAAUGUAAAAUAAAGAUGUAUGCUGCCUGUCAGCUAUUCUCAUUAGAAAAGUUAACUUAUUUUACUCCAUAUAGAAACUGUAGAGACUAAAACCAGUUAUUUUCUUGUACAUUUGUGCCAUGCACUGUUAUACAAGAAUAGGUGUACAAAGCUAAAGAAAAAAUUGUGGUCAUUGAUGAUGGAAUACACGACUUGCAGGCUUUGAAGUCUGCAGAAUUCAAGAAAAGAGCUGCAAAUGCAUUUUUGUAUCUUUAUUCAGGACUCACAUGCUUUACCCUAAAGAAACCUGGGGCUAGGGGAAAUGAAAGGAAGCCUGAAGACUGACUACCAAAACAUGCAAUAUACUUAUUCACUGUCUAAGUCUGUAGUAUAACAUGAACUGGAGUCUCUAUCCUUUUUUAAAUCGCAUUUUGUAAGAAAAGAAAAAAAAAAAAAAUGUAGUCCCACAACUCCUGAUUUGAAAGAAACACCUUGUAUUUUUUAUAUACAUCUCUUAUCCACUGUGACUUUUCUUUUAAACUGGGCUCUGUGAUUCCAGAGUUUAGAAUGUAGAAAUGAAAUGCUUAGCUUUACCUUUUCUUGGGGGUGUGGACCCUGCCAGAAAUGUAAUUACAUAUGCUCAAGUGCAUUAAUUGAAGGCACUGUGCACACCAUUGGACUGCUGACCACAGUUACGUUUCCAGUAAAAUUCCGUAACUGGUCACGGCUCAUUCAUAAUCACUGUAUUUUUUGACCCUGAUAAAGACAAUUAUUUUGAUGGUGUUCUGGUACUGUAAGUGGUAUCCUUUAAAUUAUUUAAAAUUUUUGGGUGUGGGGCAGGCAGAGAGGGAUGGUGUCCAGAGAUACAUCACACUUUACGUCCUAUCUUACUAUCCUCUGUUUUUCUCACCCUCCUUACAUCCUUUUUGUCAAAAAUAAAAAGCAUUGUAGCUGUC
Molecule: messenger RNA, 11478 nt
Organism: Pongo pygmaeus (Bornean orangutan)
Lineage: Eukaryota; Metazoa; Chordata; Mammalia; Primates; Hominidae
Gene: FRYL
Product: FRY like transcription coactivator
Exons: 66
Coding region: 555-9641 (3028 amino acids)
Biological process (GO): cell morphogenesis; neuron projection development
Cellular component (GO): site of polarized growth; cell cortex
Source: RefSeq, a predicted model, not a curated record